AUCAUUUUAGUUGUUAAGUUGCUUUUCUGGUUCUUGUUUGCUUCCGAGGAAUAAACGGUAUUAAAUUCGCCUCGAGCUGAGUCUAAAACAGUUUUAAGCAUGAUGAGAUUAGGUCUUCCUGCGCUGAAUUUUGAGCUCUGAAGUGAGACCAAAUCAGUUUUUAGUGAAGCACGUAGGUUUUGGCGCCAUUUUGCUACAAAGGAUUGAUUGGGAGCAUGUCGUGAGGGAUUCAUGUUAAGGCAGUGCAGUAGAGGCUUAGGAAACUUCUGCAGGAUUUUCAUAGGUUCACUGUGAAGAAGAGAAGCAAGGUCUAGUAACUAGCUUUGGGUUGUUGCCAACUAUAGGAUGUAUUGUAACGUGAUGUGGCUUCUAGAAAUAUAGACAUGAUGCAGAAAAGGAUUUAGAUCUCUAGUUCUGAGCUCAACCACCUUCAGCAUUCGGUCGUUUUGAAACAAGUAUGGAGGGCACCUAAUGAGAGGGACUAACACAUAGUAACUGCUACAAAGGGGAGACCACUGUUGCCUUUGGAAAAUCAUCAGUCGCGUCUGUUCCUCCUGCAAAAAAAGUUAUGAGCUUCACGUCAACUCAACUUGUCACCUCAAGAAGGAUGGGCAUAUACGAUCCAUUCCAACAAAUUAGCAUGUGGGAAGACACAUUCAAAGGUGAUAGUAGCCCAAAUAAAGGUGUUUCCACAAUUUUACAGGUGGAUGCUAGGCUGGACAACAAGUCUGAAUUUAUUUCUCAUGAAUCGGGGGGACCCUCCAGCACUGAUCAAGAAGAAAACAAACCUACUGAUAAGGUACAGAGACGCCUUGCACAAAAUCGUGAAGCUGCUCGGAAAAGUCGUUUGCGGAAAAAGGCCUAUGUUCAACAGUUAGAAACAAGCCGUUUGAAGCUGGCACAACUGGAGCAGGAACUUCAGAGAGCUAGGAAGCAGGGUGUGUACACAGGCAGUGCGCUAGAUACUAGCCAUGUAGGAUUUUCUGGAAAUGUAAACUCAGGCAUUGCUACAUUUGAGAUGGAAUAUGCACACUGGGUUGAAGAGCAACAAAAACAAACUUUUGAACUUAGAAGUGCAUUGCAAGCUCAUGUAUCUGAAAUAGAACUUAAUAUACUUGUGGAGCUUGGCUUGAACCAUUAUCACAAUCUUUUUCGCAUGAAAGCAGAUGCUGCAAAGGCUGAUGUCUUUUAUUUACUGUCCGGGGUGUGGAGAACAUCUACAGAACGUUUCUUCCUCUGGAUUGGAGGAUUUCGCCCGUCAGAGCUUCUAAAUGUCCUCCUGCCACAACUAGAGCCAUUGACUGAUCAACAAGUUCUGAGAGUAUGUAACCUCCGGCAGUCAUCUCAGCAAGCGGAAGAUGCCCUCUCACAAGGAAUGGAAAAACUCCAGCAGAGUCUGUCCCAGGGCAUAGGAGCUCAAUCAGUAAAUGCAGGAAAUUAUGGGUCUCAGAUGGCUGCCGCAAUGGAUAAGUUGGAAGCUCUUGAGGGAUUUGUGAUCCAGGCAGAUCACCUUCGGCAACAGACUCUGCAGCAAACAUCUCGCAUUCUAACAACCCACCAAGUAGCUCGUGGCUUGCUCGCCUUGGGGGAGUAUUUCCACCGUCUCCGUGCUCUCAGUUCGCUUUGGGCUGCUCGUCCUCGCGAACCUGCCUAGAAAGUACCUCUAGAAUCACCAUAUAUAUAUAUAUAUAUAUAUAGGUUGUAGUUGCAUCCCCCUCAGCUGGAAAGGGAAUGAAUACCGUACUUUUUGUUUUAAAACCGUUUCUCUAGUUUGAUAAGGUGUAAAUAUAUAUAUAUGUCAAGGUUAUGUUUAUUAAGAAAAUUUAGGAGAUGUAAUAUUCCCUACAAUGCCUGUUAUAGACUAUAUUGUCUGCAUUGUGAUAAUAGAUAAACUUGAAAUCAGUGCUUCUUGGGCAA
Alnus glutinosa is the source of this 1917-nucleotide messenger RNA. RefSeq names its product transcription factor TGA3. Gene Ontology annotation, biological process: DNA-templated transcription; regulation of DNA-templated transcription. The transcript has 11 exons. Gene Ontology annotation, molecular function: DNA-binding transcription factor activity; sequence-specific DNA binding. The record is from RefSeq and is a predicted model, not a curated record. The coding region runs from base 569 to 1654 and encodes 361 amino acids. Lineage: Eukaryota; Viridiplantae; Streptophyta; Magnoliopsida; Fagales; Betulaceae.